Messenger RNA from Nylanderia fulva, 4600 nucleotides. RefSeq names its product hexamerin 70a (gene Hex70a). The record is from RefSeq and is a predicted model, not a curated record. Lineage: Eukaryota; Metazoa; Arthropoda; Insecta; Hymenoptera; Formicidae.
AGCCAGCGAGAGAUGUUGCGAGCCGGUCCUUCGCGGAGCAAGUACCGAGGAUGAAAGUGAUUGCGUUGUUCCUGGCGGCUGUGUGCCUGGCUCAUGCCACGCAAGUGCCCACCCGUACCGCCGACAAGACGUACCUGAUCAAGCAGAAGAGCAUCUACGAGCUGUUCUGGCAUGUCGACCAGCCGACCGUCUACCACCCGGAGCUCUACCAAAAGGCGCGAUCCUUCAACCUCGAAAACAACAUCGCUUCUUUCACGGAUCAGGCGGUCGUGACCGAGUUCCUGCAGCGAUGGAAGCAUGGAAUGCUCCCACGGGGAGAAAUUUUCACUGUGAGAGUCAUGCAAAAUUACAAGGAUGCGAUCAGGCUAUUCCGCGUUUUCCACACCGCCAAGGACUUUGAUACCUUCUACAAUACCGCCGUAUGGGCUCGCUUCCACGUGAACGAACAAAUGUACAUUUACGCGUUGAGCGUCGCCGUCUUGCAUCGCCCGGACACUAAGAACAUCCGUCUGCCCCCGGCUUACGAGGUGUUCCCUCAGUAUUUCUUCAACGAGGAAGUCAUACAUAAGGCCUAUCGCAUCGCAAUGGGAGAUACACAAUCGGUUGGCAUGAAAAAAACCGUCGGGGGUGUGGAUCAUUACUACAUUCCUGCUAACUACAGCGGCUGGUACAUGGUGUACAAGCAAGCUCCGGAACAGCAAAAAUUAAGCUACUUAACCGAGGAUGUUGGCUGGAACGCUUUCUAUCUCGCAAACUCCCAUGAGUUCCCGUACUGGAUGAACACCGCUAAAUUCAACAUGCUCCAGAACGUCCGUGGUGAAUUGUAUAUGUACAUGCACAAGCAGUUGCUCGUCCGCUACUAUAUGGAGAGACUGUCGAACGAUCUCGGCGAGAUCGAUUACGUCGACGUGCACAAGCCUAUUGUUCCCGGUUACUAUCCGACGAUGCAACAUCACAAUGGACUGCCACUUCCGCAACGUCCUGUUGAUUACAAUAUCCCUCUUCAUGCGUACAAAGAUAUUCAGGCGCUGGACGAUUCCCACAAUCGCAUCUCUAACGCCAUCGACAGCGGCAAUCUCAUCGACAUGAACGGCAAACAAAUCAAAAUUUACGAAACUAUGGACGGUCUCAAUCAUCUCGCCAACGUGAUCCAAGGUAAUGCCGAUUCCGUCAAUCCCAUGUACUACGGACGCAUAGAUCCGAUGUACAGGAAGAUCCUUGGCAUGAGCCCGGUAACUACCACCAAGCACAACAUCGUCCCUACCGCUCUCGACAUGUUGUCCACCCGCAUGAGAGAUCCCGUGACCUACGGAAUGUACAAGAACAUCGUCACUUACUGGAUGAGAUACAAGCAACACUUACCGAAAUACACGUACGAGGAACUCGCCUUCCCGGGAGUAACGAUCGAAUCCGUCACUGUCGACAAACUGAUGACAUUCUUCGAUCAAUUCGAGUCGUUGCUCAACAAUGCCGUGUCCGUGCGCAGCCACAAGGAAGCGCAGUCGAUGCUGAUCAAGGCUCGUCAGUAUCGUCUCAACCACAAGCCCUUCACCUAUCACAUCACGGUCAACAGUGACAAGAAUGUCAAGGCGAUCGUUCGCGUUUUCAUUGGACCGAAAUACGACGUUCACGGUCACGAAUUGGACAUGAGCGAGAACUACAUAAACUUCAUGGAGAUGGAUCAAUGGACCGUCGACCUGAAAACCGGUGCCAACAAGAUCGAGCGCAACAGCCACGAGUCCAUCUACGUCGUUCCCGACGAGGUGUCAAGCGACGCCCUGUACAAGAAGAUGGUGAAGGCUCUCGAGGGUGGCGAGGCCUUCACCUAUCCAGGACAGCCUUACGGUCUCCCUGAACGUCUGAUGCUUCCUAGGGGCAAGAAGGAGGGCAUGCCAUACAAGUUCUUCGUAGCUGUGUCGCAUUUCGAUGAGACGGCGGCCAUAGAGAUGGAUACUCCCGUCUGGGGUCCCAGCGUGGUGGACAGUCGUCCCUUAGGAUAUCCACUUGACAGACCGGUUUCCUUCAACUUCACCGUACCCAACUUCUACACCAAGGACGUUCUGAUUUUUCACAAACAGAUGGAGGAAUUGAAUCUCACUGCGUGUAUAAAAGUGCCUGCGCCGCUUCGUGCGUCGCACAGAAUUCUCGACUCGGGACACAUCGGGAAUAGCUUUUGCGAGAAGAUGCAACUCCUGACGGCACUGGCCGUCGUCGCGGCUCUUUUGGGUCUGGUAGCGGCUGAUUACAAAACCGUCAAGGUCGCCGACAAGGAGUUUCUCCUUAAGCAGAAGAAGAUCUACAAUCUCUUGUAUCACAUCUCGCAACCCUCCCUCGUAAAUCCUGCCCAGUACGACGAAGGCCGUUCGUACAAUAUCAAGGCCAACAUCAACAAUUACACUAACACGACUGCGGUGAAGAACUUCCUCUAUUUGUACGAAUAUGGCGUGUCUCCGCGCGGCGAGGUCAGCUCCCCAUACUAUGAAAAGAACCUGAAGGAAAUGGAGGCGUUGUUCUAUUUAUUCUAUUACGCCAAGGACUUCGACACCUUUUUCAAAACGGCGUCAUGGGCGCGCAUUAAUAUGAACGAGAUGACAUACACUUAUGCUUUCUAUAACGCCGUUAUACGUCGCGAGGAUACCAAAUUCCUGCAGCUACCACCUAUUUACGAGAUGAAUCCGUACUUGUACUUCAAUUCCGAAAUACUGCAGAAAGCGCAUCACGCGAAAUUCUUCGGUAAACUCGAUUCAAAGAAGUUUGGUAGCUACGAUACCUACAUCAUCCCGGCGAAUUACUCCGGAUGGUACAUAUCGCACGACCACGAUGUAGAGCACAAGCUCAAUUACUUCACCGAGGAUAUCGGCUGGAAUGCCUACUACUUCUACUUCCGAUUGGACAAUCCGUUCUGGCUCAAGAGCAAGGAAUUCGGGUUGCAGAAAUGGCGCGGCUCGGAAUAUCUUUACGGUCAUAAACUGCUGAUGACUCGUUACUACUUGGAACGGCUGUCCAACAAUGUCGGUAAAAUGGAGGAUUUCGAUUGGCACACUGAAUUCUACACCGGAUACUAUCCGACGAUGACCUAUCACAAUGGACUGCCGUUGCCGCAGAGACCUCACUCGAGCAAAUUUCCCUCCUAUGAGUACCCUUACAUAAAGGACUUGGACGACAUGGAAUCUCGAGUUUCGGCCGCCAUCGAUUCCGGAUUUAUCGUGGACGCAAACGGCAAAUUUAUAAAAAUCUACACGCCCGAAGGCCUCAAUCUCCUCGGCAAUCUCAUCGAGGGUAACGCGGACUCCUGCAACCGCGACUUUUAUGGCAGCAUCGAUUUGUUCGCGAGGAAGGUCCUCGGAUCCAAUCUGAAACCGUCAACAACCCAUCAGAUUAUACCUAGUGCUCUCGAGUUUUACAGCACGUCUAUGAGAGAUCCCGCAUUCUAUCGUUUUUACAAGAGAAUAUUCAAAUCCUAUUAUUACAGAUACAAACUGCAUCAAAAACCGUAUGACAAGAAUGAUAUCAUCUAUCCCGAGCUAAAGAUCGAGUCCUUCACCGUGGAUAAAUUGAUCACCUUUUUCGAUCAAUUUGACACCUCGAUCAACAACGGUUUGAUCAUUGAUAAUCUCAAGGAGGCCGAGAACACGUUGAUCAAAAUCCGUCAGCACCGUCUCAAUCAUAAGCCAUUCAGCUUCCAUCUUGUAAUCAACGCCGAGAAGCCGAUGAAAGCCGCCAUACGUAUUUUCCUCGGACAGAAGUUCGACAUUGAUCAUAAACCGGUGGAUAUUGCUAAUAGAGGAAAAUACUUCUAUGAAAUGGACAACUGGAUAGUCGAUCUGAAUGCCGGCGCAAAUAAGAUCGUCCGAAACAGUGAAGAUUGCUCUUUCGUCAUGCCUGAUCCGGAACCGAGCGAGGUCUUCUACAAGAAAGUACUCAAGGCGUUGGACGGUUCCGACACUUUUUCGUACACGGAACGACUCUACGGAUUCCCUCAACGUCUGCUCCUGCCGAAGGGCAAAAAAGAGGGCAUGCCCUUACGAUUCUUCGUCUAUGUGAGUCCGGUCGAGGGAGAACUGCAUCCCUACGAGUCUCGUGUCUUCGGCGCCUCUGAAUUCGACAACAAACCGCUCGGAUUCCCGUUGGAUCGACCUGCCGUCAACUUCCGCUACGAUGGUCCGAACAUGAUGGUGAAGGACGUUUUGAUCUAUCACAAGGAUGAGACGGAGCUGAAUGUCACUUAUUAAGACCUGGCUGCUUGCGCUACUUAACUCUCCGAUUAUUCGAUUCAACAUAAUCAUAUAUUCGAGACUAGAUGUAUCUGUGAAAAAAUAUAUAUAUUUUGUAUAAUUUGUUAAUAAAGAUUUUCAGAGAUUUUAUAAUUAUACCUUAAAUUUUUCUUUAUACGAAUCUUUAUAUGAAUAACAGUAGAAAUGUUUUUGGUGUGAAAAUCUCUGAAAAUCUUCAUUAACAAAUUAUACAAAAUAUAUAUAUUUUUUCACAGAUACAUCUAGUCUCGAAUAUAUGAUUAUGUUGAAUCGAAUAAUCGGAGAGUUAAGUAGCGCAAAAUUAUUGUAAAAAUGAAAUAAAACACGAUAUUUUUUUAGAGCUUUAA